Aaosphaeria arxii CBS 175.79 is the source of this 1614-nucleotide messenger RNA. RefSeq names its product high affinity nicotinic acid plasma membrane permease-like protein. Gene Ontology annotation, cellular component: membrane. NCBI's taxonomy places the organism in Eukaryota, Fungi, Ascomycota, Dothideomycetes, Pleosporales. The coding region runs from base 1 to 1614 and encodes 537 amino acids. The transcript is spliced from 5 exons. Gene Ontology annotation, biological process: biotin import across plasma membrane. Gene Ontology annotation, molecular function: solute:proton symporter activity; dethiobiotin transmembrane transporter activity; biotin transmembrane transporter activity. The record is from RefSeq and is a predicted model, not a curated record.
AUGGCUUCAGAAGGCAUUGAGACACGUCCGGAGGGACAACCCGGGUUGCGGGGUGUUGGCAAGCAAGCUCAAUCUCUUACCGAUGUCGAGCUUGCCCAGCAGGACAUGGUCGACAUUGAUAGGAUAGAGAAGGUUUACAGCAAACUCGAUCGAAGGAUCUUACCUGCCUUCUGGGUGCUAUACUUCCUCUGCUCAGCGAUUCGAUCCAAUGUCGGUCUGGCUCAGACGAUGAACACCAACAAAGGCCACGACCUCGCCUCGGAGCUCAACUUGACUCCCAAGCAAGUCUCAACCGGUCUGGCGCUGUUCUACGUCUGCUAUGUCAUCUUCGACCUCCCAUCGAACUUGGUCAUGUCGAAGCUCAGUCCACAUAUCUGGAUGAGUAGGAUCGUGACUGGUGUGGGUAUCAUUGGUCUCGGUCUCACGGGCAUGAAGGCAGCUUGGAGUUUCUAUCUCCUUCGACUUCUCCUCGGCAUCGUCAUCGCCGGCAUGUGGCCCGGCAUGUCGUACUAUCUCACCCUUUUCUACCCACCGUCCCGCACAGGGAAACGAAUCGGUCGCUACUUCACGGCCGCACAGGUCUCCGCUGCUGUCGUGGGCCUCGUGUCCGCCGGAUUCCAAGAGAUGGACGGCAUUGGCGGACUCGUAGGAUUCCAAUGGAUGUUCCUCCUCUACGGCCUCGUUGGCACCUUGGUCGGCAUCUCCCUCCUGUGGUGGCUUCCCGACCGGCCUCUGCCUCCAGGCGAGAAGCGCGAGAAGAAAGGCCUCAUGAAGUGGCUACCAGCCAGCAAGCCCGCGCUCACCGGCGAAGACGCGCAGAUCCACUACGAGGACCUCAAGCGGGUGUACCACCGACGGAUCUGGACGAUGAAGGAGCUCUUAGCCGUGGUCAUGGACUGGCGUCUCUGGCCGCUCGUCGUCAUGUACUUCGGCGUCGUGGGCGUGGGCAUCGGAACCCAGAGCUACGGCACCGUCAUCAUCCGCGGCAUCAACCCGAAGCUCACGGGCAUCCAGCUGAGUUUGCUAUUCGCCCCUAUUUGGAUCAUGGACCUCAUCGCCAUCCUGAUCGUCACGCCCCUAAGCGACCGCUUCCACCACCACCGCGCGCUCUUCUUCAGCGCCGCCGUCCUCAUCCAAAUCACCGGCCUCCUCGUGACCACGUUCUCUGGCGCCAACAACCCGGCCUCGUGGUCCCGAUACGGCGGGCUCCUCCUCGUCGGCUUCGGCCUGGGCCCGACCGUCCCCAUCUGCAUGACGUGGACGAACGAGAUCUUCCAGCCGCGGCACGGCGAAGUCGGCGUCGCGGCCGCGAGCGCGCUCGUCUCGGGCCUCGGAAACCUGGGGUCCAUCCUCACGACGUACGCGCUGUACACGGGUUGGCCGGCAGACGCGAAGGGGAAGCACAAGUACCGGAAGAGCAACCUCGUCAUGAUUGGCAUUCUGUGCGGGAGCAUCUUGGCGGCGGUGUCGAUGGUGGUGCUGUUGAGGGUGUUUGGGGAUGGGGAUAAGAGGGCUGGGAAUGGGGAGGAGGAGGACGAGUAUGUGGAUGGGGCGGCGAGGAGGGAGGUCAAGCAGAGGGGGUUGGGGCGGUUGUUUGGGGGGAGUAGGAGGUGA